Scomber japonicus (chub mackerel) is the source of this 2711-nucleotide messenger RNA. It is a transcript of the gene lmf2a, whose product is annotated as lipase maturation factor 2a. The record is from RefSeq and is a predicted model, not a curated record. Lineage: Eukaryota; Metazoa; Chordata; Actinopteri; Scombriformes; Scombridae. The transcript is spliced from 14 exons. Gene Ontology annotation, cellular component: endoplasmic reticulum membrane. Bases 66 to 2288 code for a protein of 740 amino acids. Gene Ontology annotation, biological process: protein maturation.
GAACAGGCAGCAGCAAGUUAGCGGUGAAAGGCAGCGCCCCUCCUGCCCUAGCAGCUCGGACAGACAUGGGGGAAAUUAUUCUUCCAAGGCGCAUGUUCCUCUGGUGCAUGGCGGUCAUCUAUUUGACUGCUUUUGUCUCCCUCUAUGUGCAGAUACCAGGUCUCUAUGGUAAUGAUGGGCUGCUGCCUGCACGACGGCAGCUGCGAUACAGUGGUAAGCCUCUGCUGGAACAGCUACAGUCCUCUCCCACCCUGCUGUGGUUAGGACCUCAGCUUGGCCUGGACACGCACACCGCCAUAGAGCUGCUGUGCCUCUUAGGGGCAGCGUUGAGCCUGGCUGCCACGCUGGUGGAGGCUCUGCGAGAUAGCGUGGUGUUUCUUUGCCUCUGGGCCUUGUACCUGUCAAUGUACCAGGUGGGCCAGGUCUUUCUCUACUUCCAGUGGGACAACCUGCUUCUGGAGACGGGGUUUCUCUGUGUCCUUGUGGCUCCGCUGACAUUAAUCAGGGGGUCCCGGAGGUUCAGAGAACAUGAUGGUGUGACCUUCUGGCUGAUCCGCUGGCUGCUCUUCAGGCUCAUGUUUGCAUCUGGAGUGGUGAAACUCACAUCACGUUGUCCAACAUGGUGGGGUCUUACAGCUCUGACAUAUCACUACGAGACUCAGUGUAUACCUACUCCGCUGGCCUGGUUUGCCCACCAGUUGCCAGUUUGGUGGCAGAAGCUGAGUGUGAUGGGAACCUUCGUCAUAGAGAUCGUUGUACCACUGUUUUUCUUCAGCCCUCUGCGCAGGCUGCGACUCGGAGCUUUUUACUUGCAGGUGCUGCUCCAAGUGCUCAUCAUUUUGACAGGCAACUACAACUUCUUCAACCUGCUGACAUUAACCCUCAGUCUGUCUCUGCUCGACGACCAACAUGUACACUUCUGGCUGCGCAAGACAGACAAGACCACCAACCACAACUCCAAGCUGUGGUCGUGGCUGUGUUACCUGCUGGAGCUGGCAGUCUGGUCUCUCCUGAUCUUUGGCUCAGUCAUAUGUUUUGAUCUUCAGCUGGACACCACAAAGAACGCAGUCUCCUCCAGGACAGCAUUCACAUACCACCACUUUAACAAUUUUCUGAAGACUGUCACCAUCCCCUCUGUCUGGAUUGGGGUCCUGUCUCUCACGUGGGAGAUGGUCAAAGCCAUGUUCAGGUGUGCAUGCGUCUCUGGCUUCCUGAAGAGAUUUUGGGGAACCCUCCAGUGGACUGUGUUUGCUGCUGCCACUGCUGCCAUGUUCACUAUCAGUCUGGUGCCGUAUACCUAUAUUGAGUUUGACUCUAAUGCUAGGUUGUGGCCAGGAGUGCGUCAGGUACACGAGCUGGUCGAUCGCUACCAGCUGGUCAACUCAUACGGUCUGUUCAGAAGGAUGACCGGCGUUGCUGGGCGGCCAGAAGUUGUCAUUGAGGGGAGUAACGACGGAGUCCAAUGGACGGAGAUUGAGUUUAUGUAUAAGCCAGGCAAUCUGAGUGGACCUCCUCCUAUGGUGACACCUCAUCAGCCCAGGUUGGACUGGCAAAUGUGGUUUGCUGCCCUCGGGCACCAUACGCAGGCUCCAUGGUUCACCAGCCUGAUGUACAGACUGCUGCAGGGCAAGAAAGAUGUGAUAGAGCUGAUCCAGACGGAUGUCACUCAAUAUCCAUUCCACAAGGAGCCCCCUGCUUACCUCCGAGCCCACCGCUACAGAUACUGGUUUACUGAACCAAAGGCUGACGGAUCCUACCCAGAGCGAUGGUGGAGGAGGGUCUAUGAUGAGGAAUUUUAUCCCACGGUGCACCUGGGAAACUCAUUCCUAGAGAGCAUGCUUAACCAGCACGGACUCAAGGAUAAAUCGCCUCCACGUAUGCCUAAAACCAGAGUUGCCAGGGCGAUGAGGUGGGUGCGCUCUCAGGUCAGGGGUGUUCCCUCUGAAGUGUUAAUCUGGACCCUCAUUGCCUGCAGUGCCACCUUGUGUCUACUAAAGGGAUUGCGAAACAGACACAAAUACACUGAACCAAAAGCAAACGCGUCUGAGACUGCCAACAAUCACACAGAAGCGACACACGACAGCACUUCAGACCACCUCGGGAAGUCAGAUGAACAACAGGAAGAGGAAGGGGUAAAUGAAGAGGACAGUGAGGAUGAGGUGGAGGAAGGUGACACAGGGGAGAAAGGCAAGGUUACUGAUGAUGAAGAGAAUGAGGAGGAAGAGGGGGAUGAUGAGGAGGAAGAAGAGAGAGAAAAAGAUGACAACCUGCGAAAAAGAAAGUUUUAAGAUGCAAGUCAUCUUUAAUCACCAUCUGCCUUCAUAAAAUCUUACUAAAAUGACCAAAGAAAUUGUUUGUAUAUUUGUAUUUCCUGGUGAGACAGUUAUGGAAAAAAGUUUAUUAUUGUUUAUUGCUGUCUCACCUUAAUGCAGUACAUGACUCAUAAAGCACUUACUUUUAUCAGAAACACUAAAACCACUCUGGUCAGUAUUUAAUUUGCCUAUGUUUAAUAAUCCGAGAGAGAUCUUCUCAACAAAUCAAGUGAAAGCAGAAAUUACUUCUUUUUUUUGUUAGGAGGGUGAACAUGUAUAUCGUUUCAGAUUUUUUCUUCCGUGCCAUUUUUUGUACUUUUUCUACGUGGUUUAUUCAGGUGUGGUUCUACUUCUAGGUGAAUGCAGGUGUUUGUGUUUGCUUAAUGUUGUUAUUGUAUU